AUUGAAAAAAAAGCAAUUAUUCUAACUGCUUUCUUGUAGACGAAAUAUUGUACGAAAGUCAAUAGGACAACUUUCUCUGAAGAACGAACAACAAGUAGUAACUGCACCACCAGACAAUUACCUCAAUAUCGCUCACAGACAGAUUCAACCAACUCAAAGCACCAUUGUCCAAACACUACCUUUCUAACAAAUUUGAUACUAUCAGAAACUUUAGAAAUCCAAUUGUAAAAAUAGAUCCCACUAUCAUUCCAAAUCAUACACAACCCUCUUUCUAAUCUGUCCAAACAAAUUACUCAUUUGUAGUCGGGUGUAUCUUUUUCAAAAUUUACUAUAUAUACAAUACGCAACGAAUACUUGCUGUAAAACAACACAACAACAACACACAACUACUUACUACCUCAAUAUUGUUUUGUUGUUGUUUGAGAUCUCGCUUUGUUACUAUAUUAAUAGAAUCUUUGCUUUGAAAAAAAAACAAGCAACAUCAAACACUUGCGAAUUCAUCACAUACAACGCAGAGAGUUUUUCAAUAUAAAGAAAAUAUACACCACUUUGAAAGUAUUCUCUCUUCCCGCCCGCAGAUUUUGUGUUACUAAUUACUCAAUAAGAAUAAUAAUAAUUGUAUCCUUUGAAUUUUCAUUUAAAUCAGAAUAGAAAGAAUGGUCAUCUUACAACUCAAGAAGAUUAUGGUCAAUUCAUCAGCAUCAUCGACAUUGAAUAAUUCAGUGUCGUCACCACUGCAUGCUGUUUCUGCCACUAACCACCACACAACAACAACAAGUUUUGAAUCAUCCUCCAACCAUUGUAAAUCUUCCACUCCUUUUCUUGAUUCAUUUUCCUCUGCCUCAAUGAUUUCAUCCAAUGAAUUAUUCAAAGAUAGAUUGGAUUUGAAAAAGAAAAAACAACUCUCACUUAAUAAUUAUCAAACAUCCUCUCCAACUCUUAAUGUUCAACUGACUCCUAGUACUCCUACAACUCCUCAUUCACCAAGUCAUUUGGCUCAUUCUCCCAGAAAUGGAAAGCAGCCACGGUCUCGAAUGCAAACUACUGGAAUCCAUCUGAAAGAAAAAGUCAUUGAAGAAAUACCUAGUGUUUUUGAUGUUUGUUUUGCAACAGAUUUGAAAAAGGAAUCCUCUCAUCAAUCUGGAACAAUUCUGGAGAGUGAUGAACUGAAGCAAUUGCAAGAUACUCUAUUGGCAGAGUAUUGCAAACUCAGACCAGUCACCGUUCAGGUUGAUAGAGAACAACGAGCUGACAAGACAGCUGUCUGCUCAAUGAAACCACUCAUUUCAAUAACUCUUCAAUUGCCCCAUCUCAGUAGAAAGAAGAGAAACUAAUAAUAAAUUAUUCUAACUUGAUGAUAA
This is a messenger RNA of Naegleria gruberi, 1361 nucleotides long. RefSeq lists its product as uncharacterized. Lineage: Eukaryota; Heterolobosea; Eutetramitea; Acrasida; Naegleriidae. The transcript is spliced from 2 exons. Bases 657 to 1334 code for a protein of 225 amino acids. The record is from RefSeq and is a predicted model, not a curated record.